Messenger RNA from Cadophora gregata, 1806 nucleotides. It is a transcript of the gene PTC1, whose product is annotated as Protein phosphatase 2C 1. The coding region runs from base 1 to 1806 and encodes 601 amino acids. The record is from RefSeq and is a predicted model, not a curated record. Gene Ontology annotation, biological process: protein dephosphorylation. Gene Ontology annotation, molecular function: cation binding; protein serine/threonine phosphatase activity. Lineage: Eukaryota; Fungi; Ascomycota; Leotiomycetes; Helotiales; Ploettnerulaceae. The transcript has 2 exons.
AUGGACUCUCCGAAUGCGCAGAAGCCUGGGGAGGAUAGCACAGCUGGCGAGAAGCGCAGUGGUAAUGGAAGCCCACCAGGCCGUCAAGCCGCAGAAACCGGCGCGACUGUUGAGAAGAAGCGCAGGAGUAGUGGGGUGGGGGGAAAGGCCAGCUCUCUGUUAGCCAGUGCGAAAAACUCUCUACAUUUCGACAAGAGUCCCAAUUCCGCCAGUUUCAUGCGAAGUCAGGAGCCCAAUACUCAGACGCCUCUUCAGAAGCUCGGAAAGCAAGAUCCGGCGCUUAGCGUUCCUCAAGGUCAACACAAUAAUUCUGCUGGAGAGUCCGUACCCGGUCCAAGAUCUACAUUUACGGUUGGUGUUUGGGAAGACAAGAACAAGAAAUGCCGCCGUACUAUGGAAGACACCCAUGCUUUUCUCUACAACUUUUUACAUACCCCCGCUCCAGCCUUGGGUCCUGAAGCGCCCAGUACGAAGUCAAAGUCCAGCGAGGAGUUGGUUCAGAACGAGUCAACCCCGAGUCUUGUACCCACAACUUCUUCAAGUGAGAUGAUGGAGACUGACAAUGGCUACUUCGCUAUCUUCGAUGGUCAUGCUGGUACAUUUGCUGCUGAUUGGUGCGGAAAGAAGCUUCACAUCAUUUUGGAAGAGACAAUACGAAAGAAUCCAAAUACUCCAAUUCCAGAACUCCUGGAUCAGACUUUCACAAUCGUCGACGCACAGUUGGAGAAACUACCUUUGAAGAACAGCGGAUGUACUGCAGUCACUGCGGUUCUCCGAUGGGAAGAUAGGAUACCAAACGCCCAAUCCGCCACUGGAUCUACUGCUAUUGCACCAGCGACCGCAGCUGCAGUUCAGGCCCAAAACGAUGCUUCAAAGGGCGACGAGAAGUCUGGAGAUAGUGGAGUUGACAUGAGCAAGUCUCCGCCCCAAGCCAAUCCAGUGUCAAAUGCAGCUACUGCUCCUGGAAGCAGCGAAGCGACCCAUGCCCGACUUCGAACAACUGCUUCGCGUCAACGUGUUUUGUACACUGCAAAUGUCGGGGAUGCGCGGAUUGUUCUAUGCAGAAACGGCAAGGCCCUGAGAUUAUCAUAUGAUCACAAGGGCAGUGACGAGAAUGAAGGCAAGCGAGUUGCCAACGCUGGAGGUCUUAUCCUCAACAACCGAGUCAAUGGUGUACUCGCUGUUACCCGUGCUUUGGGAGAUUCGUACAUGAAGGACCUUGUGACUGGCCAUCCUUACACUACCGAAACUGUCAUUCAACCAGACCUCGAUGAAUUCAUCAUCCUUGCUUGCGAUGGCCUGUGGGACGUUUGUUCCGACCAGGAAGCCGUAGACCUCGUCCGCAAUCAACAAGACCCUGUGGUUGCUGCUAAACAACUAGUUGAUCAUGCCCUUGCACGAUUUAGCACCGACAACCUCUCCUGUAUGAUCGUUCGCUUCAAUAAGUCAGCCCUCUUGACCACAACAAAGGAGCCAUCUUCCGCCAUCGGUGUAGAAGGAGAUCCUAACUCAGUCUCUGGCAGGAUUUCUGAAACAGAAAAGAUUGUUGGUGACGCGCGAAGAAAGGUCCAGGAGGACGGCGUUCCAGGUAUCGGCAUCAGCGGAAGCAACAGUGGAAAAGGGCACGAUCCAGUGGCCAUUCCGGAGUCAGAUGAGACUGUGAAGCGAAUGAACAUGGAGAAGGUUGUCGAGGAGGAACCAGGUCUUGUUGAGAGUGACACACCAGAGAUGGAUCCAAAGGGCGCUGAGGCAGCAAGUCCUGAGACGAGGAAAGAUCUCCAGUUACCUGAAGGAGCACCGAAAUGA